Lucilia cuprina (Australian sheep blowfly) is the source of this 2689-nucleotide messenger RNA. RefSeq names its product protein ecdysoneless (gene ecd). NCBI's taxonomy places the organism in Eukaryota, Metazoa, Arthropoda, Insecta, Diptera, Calliphoridae. The record is from RefSeq and is a predicted model, not a curated record. The coding region runs from base 213 to 2321 and encodes 702 amino acids. Gene Ontology annotation, cellular component: nucleus. The transcript has 3 exons.
GCCAAUUAACUAAAAAAAGACAAAAUUAUAAUUAUAUAAAAACAAAGGUACUAUAAUAAUAGAAAAUUAGAAAAAAAAACUUCAAUUAAAAUCACAUACAAAAAAAAUAGAAAAAAACUAUUGUUUAGUGAGAGAAAAAAACAAAAAGAAACGUGUUUGUGAACUCUCAACAUCAACCAACCCAAAAGAUUUUCUAGUACUUAUCAAUUAAAAUGGAUAAAAUAUUUCGUGCCAAUUUGGAAUUUGUACGAGAAGAUGAUUAUGUAGAAUAUUUCAUAUUUCCCAAACUUAAAAACACCUUGAGUAAUGAUGAAAAUGAACAUGAACAACUGAUACGUCAAGAACUGGAAGAGGUGCGCGGCCAUUGUAUGAAAUUGGUGGAACAACUUAUUAAGGAACGUCAAUAUAUCUGGCAUAAAGAUGAAUUUCAAUUACGUAUACGUACAUGUACAAAACAGGAGAUAUUAUUGAAUGAUGAUGAGUCAACAUCAGCGUCAACAAAGGAAAAGGCAACAAGCAAAAAUGCACAAGAAGACUCUUUACCUCCCCACUUGCAUGGUGUCACUCAUUACGGUGACAAUAUUGCCGAUGAAUGGUUUAUCGUUUUUCUUCUGAAACAACUAACAAAAGAAUUUCCCAACAUUACUGCACGAGUCAUUGACUCGGAUGGGGAAUUUUUGUUAAUUGAAGCAGCUGAUGUUUUGCCAAAAUGGGCGAAUCCCGAUACUUGUGAACAGCGAGUUUAUUUAGCAAAUGGUUGUAUGCAUUUAGUACAGAAUUCACCCUCGAAUACGGUUAAAAUAAUGUCGGUGGCUACGGCUGUGUCGAAAAUUCAAGAUAAUCAAACGCUCUAUAAGGUUUCGAAGGAAAUACAAAGUUGUAUUGAUGAAAGAAUGAAGGACUUCGAAACUUUGGAAAAUACAAAUUUACAUCAUCAAAUUGUGCGUCUGCCCCUGGGAGUGGCCAUGAUUUUGAAAAAGCAACCAUCUUUAAUAGCGGCUGCAGUGAGAGCAUUUUGUGAACGUGAUCCCAUUGACAUGAAAGCCUGUCGUUCUAUGCGUUAUUUUCCUCCCGAACAGCGAGUACGCACCAAUGUUUGUUUCACCAAAUGUCUGUAUGCCAUGAUAAUGCACAGUAAUUAUACGCCUGAUCGUAAAAUUGGUUGGAAUUUAACGGGCAGUCCUAGUAGCGAGGAAUAUAAAGAGGAUUUAUUGGGCAUUAAGUUGGCAUGUGGUUUUGAAAUAUUAGCCUCCCAGGCUAAAGAUGCCAAGGAUGAAGAGAAUUCACCCACAUGGAAGGCAUAUGUAAGAAGUCUACAAGCUAAAGGUUAUUUUCGUGAAAAUAUUGAAGGUUCAGCAGACUAUAAGAAACUAUUGGAACAGGCUAAAUUGUAUUUCAAAGACAAUCAAACACGUUUUCGUACAGCUCCCCUGGUGGGCAAGGAGAUUUUGGAUUUAUUAAGAAGCACUGAAAUAAAUGCAGAAGAAUUAAGAGAUGAGGAAAAUAAUUUAAGGCCCAGUGAUUCGGAUGAUUGGCUUAACAUAACAGCCGAACAAUUGGAUGCCAUGCUGACAGAACGUUAUGGUCCUAAAAAACUUUACAAAUCGAAUGGUGAUAUAAAUGCUGAGGAAUUUACUAAAAAUAUAGCCGAGUUUUUGGAAAAACAAUCGGCCUUCGAGGGCAUAGAACGUGAUUCAGAUGAUGACAGCACUGAUGAAGAAACCGCUUCAGCUAGACGCUUUAACAAUAGAGCCGAUUUCAAGGCUAAAGUUAAGAAGAACAAUUCUAUGCGUCAAGCAUGUCGCAAAAACCCUGUGCAGUUAAAUCAAUCCAUUAAUACCUCAGAUGCCGAUGAAAGUUUUACCACACAAGUUAAAAGCUUUUUAGAUUUUGUUAUACCCGAAGAUAAAUGGGAUUCAAAUUCCGAAAUGAGUGACUAUGAGGAUGAAGAUGAUAUGGAGCGUAAUUUUGCCGCCAUGGCAGAUGCUGAAAAACAUAUAGAUGCUGACAUCAAAGCUUACAUGGAUCAAAUGGAUCGUGAAUUGGCUAAAACUACUAUAGGACAAAGUUUCUCUGCGGCAAGUACUAAAAAAACAAAAACUACUGCCUCUAAGGCCACUGCGGAAGAUGAUUUUGAUGAUAUAGAAGAUUUCGAACCCAUUAAUAUAAAUGUGAAUACUUUGAAAAACAUGAUGGACAGUUAUAAAUCACAAAUUGGUGGUGCGGGUCCGGUAUCUAAUCUCUUAAAUGCCAUGGGUGUGGGCAUGUCAGCGGCUGCUGCUUGUGAUUCAACUGAAGAUUUAAAAGAAUCAGCUGUUUAAGUUUACACUUAUAUUUAACAUAUACAUACACAUUUAAUUACUAAUCAACUUUGCUAAUAUAUUAUAUCUUUCACUGUUAUCAUCGAAAGUAUUUUUCUAAGCAUUUUUAUCUUUUUUAAUUUGUUUUGUGUCAAAUUUAAAUAUUAUAUAGCUAAUAAAUGCUGUAUUUUCUUAAUUUUUAUUACCACUCUAAACGCCACAUCAUCAUUAAUUACAGGGUACUUAUGUUUAUAUGUGAACGAACGCAUGCAUAACUUGCUCCUUUUUUUGGAGAGCAACAUUUAUUUUUAAGGGUUUAGCUUUUGUUUCUUGUGAAUUAUAUCGUUUAUUAUAUAUAAACAAUAAAAAAACUUUCUAUACAAAAAAAA